This is a messenger RNA of Gaeumannomyces tritici R3-111a-1, 249 nucleotides long. RefSeq lists its product as hypothetical. The record is from RefSeq and is a predicted model, not a curated record. The coding region runs from base 1 to 249 and encodes 82 amino acids. NCBI's taxonomy places the organism in Eukaryota, Fungi, Ascomycota, Sordariomycetes, Magnaporthales, Magnaporthaceae. The transcript is spliced from 2 exons.
AUGUCGCAACGGGAAAACGCCAUUAGCUACAACAAAUUUAACAUUAAAUUUAAUCUUUUCGCCCCCGGCUUGCUACCGGACGUAUGUCCGCGCGCUUCCGGCGCGGCUGCUAGCGGCGCCAACAACCCCCCUUUUGUACUUUCCGGUAAUACCAAAUUAAUAUUUAAAAUUGUAAAAAAACAAACCGAAAUUAUAAUAAACGCGUUAAAAACGCAAACCCGCAACCUUUGCAACCGCAUGCUUAAUUAA